Brenthis ino (lesser marbled fritillary) is the source of this 1491-nucleotide messenger RNA. NCBI's taxonomy places the organism in Eukaryota, Metazoa, Arthropoda, Insecta, Lepidoptera, Nymphalidae. The record is from the annotation of a GenBank genome assembly.
AUGCCGAAGGUUUCAGUGAAAGUUAAAUGGGGUAAGGAAUUAUACCCAGAUGUAGAAGUAAAUACAGAUGACGAACCGGUCCUGUUUAAGGCACAAAUAUUUGCUUUAACUGGUGUUCAACCAGAAAGACAAAAAGUAGUGUGCAAGGGUGUCACAUUAAAAGAUGAGAGUUGGGCAAAUUUUAAAUUGACAAAUAAUGCACUUGUACUUGUUAUGGGCAGUAAAGAGGAAGAUGUGCCAGCAGCUCCAGUUGAACAAACCCGUUUUGUUGAGGAUAUGAAUGAGUCGGAGCUAGCUACUGCUCUCGACCUGCCAGAAGGUUUAAUUAACUUGGGAAAUACCUGUUACAUGAAUGCUACAGUACAAUGUCUUAAAACUGUCCCUGAAUUGAGAAAUGCUCUUCUUGACUAUGAUCAGUCAUCUGGUGGUGGAACAGCGGGUGGACUUACAUCAGCACUUAGUGAAACAAUGCGAGCACUAGAAAGUGGUGGUGCUGGUGCCUGUGCAGCAGCUGCGGCUCGAUUACUCCACGCAUUGCACGCUGCCGCUCCCCGCUUGGCAGAGAGAGGAGCAGGAGGACAGUUAGCACAGCAAGAUGCUUCCGAAUGCUGGACAGAGAUAGUCCGUGCAUUGAGAAUGAGGCUACCUAUAGCACCCGAGCCUGAUAGUAAAUCUCUUGUAGAACAAUACUUUGGUGGCACACUAGAUGUGGAGUUAGUAUGCAGUGAAGCAGAUGAGCCUCCAACUCGCUCCAAAGAGACCUUCCUACAACUGUCUUGCUUUAUUUCACAGGAUGUCAAAUAUUUACAAUCUGGUCUCAGAUCUAAAAUGGCAGAGCAAAUCACUAAGAUGUCAGAGACUUUAGGGAGGGAUGCUGUUUACACAAAAACUAGCAAAAUAAGUCGCUUACCGGCAUAUUUGACUGUGCAAUUUGUGCGCUUCUACUAUAAAGAAAAGGAAUCUAUAAAUGCGAAAAUUUUGAAAGACGUCAAAUUCCCGUUAGAUUUGGAUGUGUACGAGCUGUGCACACCCGAACUGCAAGAACGUCUUACACCCAUGAGGAAUAAAUUUAAGGAAUUGGAAGAUGCGUCUGUGGAAUCGUCAUUGAACUUGAAAAACAAGAAUCACGGCGACAGCAAAAAGGAUAAUAAAAGAAAAACAAUUGUUCCAUAUUGGUUUGAAAAUGACGUGGGCAGCAACAACAGCGGGCUCUACCGGCUGCAGGCGGUGCUGACGCACCGCGGGCGCUCGUCGUCGUCGGGGCACUACGUGGCGUGGGUGGCGCGCGCCGGCGGCUGGCUGCGCUGCGACGACGACGCCGUCACGCCCGUGCCCGAGGAGGAGGUGCUCAAGCUCAGCGGCGGGGGUGACUGGCAUUGCGCGUACCUGCUGCUCUACGGACCUAAAAUACUAGAGAUCCCUGAAGAAGACGAGCCCAUGGUCACCGAAGUGUCCGAAGAGCCGGCCGGCGACCCGCCCACCGCCCUCGCG